AUGAAUGUUGCGCAGCCAUUAGGGGGGGUGCUCUCGCCUCAAGAAGCAGCAGCAGCUGCUGCUGCAGCAGGAGCAGCAGCAGCAGCACCUGCCCCUUAUAUACAUCCUUCUCUAUCUAAUUUACCUGCAGCAGCAGCAGCAGCAGCACCAGCAAGAGGAGGUCUUAAUCCCGAGCAAGCAGCAACAGCAACGACAGCAGCAACAGCAGCAGCUGCUGCCGCCGCUGCUGCUGCCGCUGCUGCUGCUGCACCGGGGGCUGCUCCUCCUCUUUGGGGGCCUCCUGCAUGGGGAGGUGUGCCGCUUAGUGGGUACCCUUCGGGGGCCCCCUUGGGGGCUCCCCUAGGGGCCCCCUUGGGGGCCCCCGUGGGGGCCCCUAUGGGGGCACCUACGGGGGCCCCUGUAGUACCCCAGCUUGAAGCAAUAAAUGUUCGAGUGUCUGCAUUGAUGGAUUUGGUGAGCAGCAGCAGCAGCAGCAACAACAACAACAGCAGCAGCAGCAACAACAACAGCAGCAGCAGCACCAACAGCAGCAGCGGUACCAGUAGCAGCAGCAGCAGCAGUAGCAGUAGCAACAGCAGUAGCAGUAGCAGAAGCAGUAGCAGCAGCAGCAGCAGCAGCAGCAGCAGCAGCAGCAGCACUGAAGAUCAAGAGAAAUUAGCACGUAUGUUAGCUCCUUAUAUAGAUGAACAAGGAAGGGUUUUGCUUCCCCUUAAUGAUGAUUUACUUUUAUUAAAAAGAGGAAUUGAUCUCCGUCUUAUUGAAUUCGAAGAAGAUUGUCUUGCUGAUCCUCUUGAGUUGCAAGAAUUAACACCAAGAACUCUCCAUCAAAGAUACAGCGGAUCUGCUGUGCAGCAAGUUGCAAGAGGCAUAAGCAGCAGAACUAUUUUAAGGCCUUCUAAGAGACAGCCUAUUAAAAUAAAACAAGAUGAUGGUAGGGGGGCCCCUGAUGAGGGUCCCCCUGAGGAGGGGGGCCCCGGGGGUACCCCGGGGGGCCCCCCUGCUGCAGCAGCAGAUGCAGCAGAAGAUGCCCCUGUAUGGACUCGAAUCCUCACAGGAUGGAUGGGAGGGUCAAAGGGGGCCCCACAGGGUCCCCCUGAGGGGGCCCCCAAGGUGGCCCCCAAAGGGCCCCCAAAGGGGGCCCCAUCCAAGGCCCCCCACAAGGAUGAGGUAUAUUUGGAAAGAGGAGAGGGGGCCCCCCCUCGUCGAGGGACAAGAGGGUACAGAAGGGGCCCCUCAAUUGAUGAUAUAGAUAGGAGGUGGGGGGGCCCCUCCUAUGAAUCUAGUUGGUCCUCGGAUAGUUUAAAGUGGGGAGGUACCCAUGGGGGCCCCCGUAUCCUUCAUUCGCGUAGCGACGAGGGGCCCCACAUGCAUGCUGCUACUGCUGCUGCUGCUGCUGCAGCAGCAGCAGGCAAAGGGAAGCGGGGGCCCCCUUCACCAAGCAGUGGGGAAUCAGAAGGUCGUCAUUCCCUCUCUCCCGAAGCCAAGAAGGGAGGCCCCUCUGGGGGGUCCCCAGGGGGCCCCCAGGGGCCACCUCCCCGGCGGCCUACAGACCCAGGGGCCCCCCCCAAGGGGGGGGGCCCUGUACCCAAAUUGUCUCCUGGGGGCCCCGCCGAGCAACUCUUAGGGAGACUUCAAAGAUUGGGAUCGAGGACGAUCCCGUCUCCCCAAGUCGUCUCCCCAGCUGUUUCCCAAAGGGGUGAGGGGGGCCCACAAGAGGGGGGCCCCCCAGGGGGGGAAGGGGGGCCCCCUGAGGCCCCCCAGUCACUGCUACCCUCUAGACAACAAUCUGCUGCCUUCUUAGGGGUAGUUGAAUCAGGAGGGGGAGGGUCCUCUUACCGCAGCAGAGACAGCAGAUCCUCUCUUAGGAGUGGGGCCCCCGUGGGGCCCCCCUCCUCUAGGGGGCCCCCUUCAUCUAGGGGGCCCCCCUCUACAGGGGAUAGGCGCACCUCUGGAGGGGGGGCCCCCAGAGGGGUACAGGAGUACGGGGGCCUGCACAGCGAUACCUCCUCUGAAUCCAGCAGGGGGGCCCCCGUCUCCCCAUUAGACCUUACACGUCUAAGGGGGCCCCCCUCGUAA
Messenger RNA from Eimeria maxima, 2076 nucleotides. RefSeq lists its product as hypothetical. The record is from RefSeq and is a predicted model, not a curated record. Bases 1 to 2076 code for a protein of 691 amino acids. The transcript is spliced from 5 exons. NCBI's taxonomy places the organism in Eukaryota, Apicomplexa, Conoidasida, Eucoccidiorida, Eimeriidae.